Ruditapes philippinarum (Manila clam) is the source of this 4713-nucleotide messenger RNA. RefSeq names its product MAM and LDL-receptor class A domain-containing protein 2-like. The record is from RefSeq and is a predicted model, not a curated record. Gene Ontology annotation, cellular component: membrane. Gene Ontology annotation, biological process: nervous system development. Lineage: Eukaryota; Metazoa; Mollusca; Bivalvia; Venerida; Veneridae.
GACAAUACGUAUUUAUUGAGGCAUCAGCUCCAAGAAAGCCUGGAGGUAAAGCUGAUCUUAAAAGUUUAAAGUUUGCCCCUACCCAGCCUAAAUGUGUGAAUUUCUGGUUCAACAUGCAUGGUAGUAACCUUGGAAGCCUUAGUGUGAAAGUGGUACCAGCAAAUAAUACCAACAGUAGUACAACAAUAUGGCAAUUAGGACAAGACAAGGGCACAGCAUGGAUCAAUGGACAAGUUGCCUUCUCAAGCAAAGUGCCGUUCUAUAUUAUAUUUGAAGCUGUGAGAGGCAAUGGUUACCAAGGUGACAUCGCUCUUGAUGAUAUAUCAUUUACAAACUCUCCAUGCUUGAUUCAACCACCAACAGCAGCCACAUCAGCAAUGCAAACAACUUACUAUCCAUCAACUGGAUCCACUACCCCACCCACAGUGCCCCCAUCUAGACUGGACUGUACAUUUGAGAGAGAUUUCUGUCAGUGGGCACAAUCUAAAGAUGAUAAAUUUGACUGGACAAGGGCCACUGGUCCUACUUCAUCAGGACAGACAGGACCUUCAGUAGAUCACACACUUGGAACAGCUCAAGGUCAUUAUGCUUUCAUUGAGACAUCAAGUCCAAGACGACUUAAUGAUACUGCUAGACUAAACAGUCCAUCUAUUCCUCCACGUGCCAACGCUCAAUGCCUGAGAUUCUGGUACCACAUGUAUGGACCCGAUGUCAAUACACUAAAUGUAUAUGCCAAAUUUGGGAGACAGAUUGGAACUCCAGUCUGGAGCCAUACUGGAACUAUCAACAAUCAGUGGCAUUUCCAAACUGUUGAUAUAACAAGCACACAAGGAGCUUCCUUCCAGAUAGUGUUUGGGGGAGUAAGAGGGACAAGUUACCGUGGUGAUAUAGCCAUUGAUGACAUUUCAUUCUCCACUCAACCAUGUCAACAAGCACCUGGAGCUAAGUGUGACUUUGAGCUUGGUCUAUGUGGUUACACUCAGGUUAAGACUGAUGUAUUUGAUUGGUCAAGAUCUGUCGGGGGCACCUCGUCUUCUGGAACAGGACCUCGCAAUGACCAUACAUAUGGUACCAAUAGAGGUCAUUACAUGUAUAUUGAAGCAAGUUCACCUCGUCGUAGAGGAGACGCAGCACAACUUCUCUCCCCUAGUUACUCUUUAUCUAGAGGAGGCUGUCUUAACUUCUGGUACAAUAUGAAUGGUGCAAGUAUGGGAACACUAAAUGUAAUUCUUAGACAGGGAACAAGACCACAACGAAUCUGGACCAAAACUGGAAACCAGGGAAUUGCCUGGCAACUGGCACAAGUUACAAUUCCACAAAGUUCUAACUAUACAUUAAUGUUUGAGGGCAUUGUAGGCACUGGUUACCAGAGUGAUAUGGCAAUUGAUGAUAUUUCUAUAAUAAGUGGAGGAUGUACAUUACCAGGUAAUUGUAACUUUGACGAUGGCACUAUGUGUACAUGGACCAAUCUAAGAACAGAUGAUUUUGAUUGGCUGAUAGGAAAUGGAGGGACGUCAAGCAAAUAUACAGGACCACAGAAUGAUCACACCCACAAUGAUAACACAGGGAAGUAUAUAUUUAUCGAGGCAAGUGCUCCUCAAGUAAAGGGAGAUACAGCACAUGUUACAACCCAGCAGUUUAAUCCAACAACUGGUAGUUGUAUGAACUUCUGGUACCACAUGUAUGGUUCUGGUAUUGGUCAGCUGUCAGUAUAUCUGGUUACCGGCACAACAAACCAGACAUUGUGGAGGCUUACCGGCGGCAGUCAAGCACAAGCCUGGCAAAAUGGUCAAAUUGGAAUUAAAAGUAGCAAACCGUACAGGGUUGUAAUAGAAGGUGUUAGAGGAAGCUCAUAUCUUAGUGAUAUGGCAAUAGAUGAUAUCUCAUUUACAGCAUCUUCCUGUUCAAUAAGUCCAGUAGCAGCUAAUCCAAAUGGACAAACAACAGUGUCAACAACACCAGGUUCUGUUACCACAGUUACUGUUGGCUCAACACCAACUUUAACAAAAUAUGACUGUAACUUUGAGCAAGGAUUUUGUAUGUGGGCCCAAUCUCCAGAUGAUAACUUUGACUGGACAAGAACACAAGGACCAACAGGUUCCAAAUCUACUGGGCCAACAAAUGACCACACAACUGGAAAACCCAAUGGUUGGUAUAUCUUUAUUGAAACAUCUGCACCACGCAAGCCAAAUGACACGGCCAUACUUCAGAGCCCUGUCAUACGCGAGACUCAAACCCGCUGUCUGAGCUUCUGGUACCAUAUGUACGGUACCCAUGUCAAUACACUUCUAGUCUACCUGAAGUCAAGUACUGUACAAGGUCUUGGAACCAAUAUUUGGAAACAAACUGGUAACCAAGGGAACAAGUGGAUACUUGGGGAAGUUACAAUAGCACUAUCUUCACCUAGCUACAAGGUUAUAUUCCAAGCUCUACGAGGAAUCAGUUACCGUGGUGACAUUGCUCUAGAUGAUAUCAGAAUGUCUUUAGGAGCUUGCAAACAAGCAGCUAUGACUUGUGACUUUGAGCAGAGCUCAAUUUGCAACUACGUACAGGACCAAUCUGACACACCCAACUUUGACUGGACUUGGAAAUCUGGUGGUACUGGCUCAGCCAGUACAGGACCACCUUCUGAUCACACUACCGGAACCCGAACUGGACAUUAUAUCUACAUUGAAACAUCAGCACCAAGGCAACCAAAUGACACUGCUAGAAUUCCUACACCAAACUACACACCACAGAGUUCAGCCCCUGUGUGUGUCAAGUUUUGGACACAUAUGUUUGGAGUUGAUGUCAACACACUGAAUGUAUAUCUUGUUAACAGUCAACAGCCCUCUAAGAGAAACCUAAUAUGGACACGUUCACUAAACCAGGGUAAUGCAUGUAGACAAGCAGCUGUCACUGCUAACCCUAGUGGUCAAUACAAGAUUGUGUUUGAAGGAAUUAGAGGAAAAGGUUACCAUGGUGAUAUAGCAAUAGAUGAUGUCUCUAUCUCAAAUGGGGCUUGUAGUGGACAAGGAGACAAAUGUGACUUUGAGAAAGAUGCAUGUUUCUGGAAGAACAUAAACCAAGGGGAUGAUUUUGAUUGGUUAAAAUCUCGUGGGAAAACAGGCAGUUCAUUUACUGGACCAAGUACAGAUCACACACAAGGAACCAACUCUGGAUACUACAUGUUUAUUGAAACAAGUGCCCCUAGGGUUAAAGGUGACAAGGCAAGGCUGAUCAGUAAGGUUUAUCCACCGUCAGGACCAAAAUGUUUCAACUUUUACUUCUACAUGUAUGGUGCUGACAUUGGAUCUCUCAAUGUUUACGUUCUGACCAACGCCUCAUCAUCAGCUUUCUCCUCGGAAGCAUUGAAAUGGACAAUGUCUGGAGAGAAUCCAAACAAUUGGGAGCAGGGAUCAUUCAAUCUCACUUCCCAGUAUACAUCAAACCCAUAUGAGAUAAUAUUUGAAGGAAUUAGAGGGAAGGGUUAUAGAGGAGACAUUGCUAUUGAUGAUACAGCAUUAGUUGAUGGUGGAUGUACACAAUUUCCAGAUAACUCUCAACCAAGUAAAUCAUCACUUGGAACAGUCACAUGUAACUUUGACUCAGAUUACUGUCAAUGGAUUCAAAGCACCACUGAUCAGUUUAACUGGUCACGCAUCAAUGGCUCUACCUCCAGCCAAGGUACCGGUCCUCUAGGAGACCAUACUAGUGCUGGUCAAUCAGGGUAUGGGACAGGAUCAUACAUUUAUAUAGAAGCGUCUGGGCGACACACACCUGGUGACAAAGCUGAUUUGAUGACUCAGAUCAUACCUAGCACUUCUCCACAGGGCAGAUGCUUUUCCUUCUGGUAUCAUAUGUAUGGUGGAUCUAUAGGGAAAUUAAACAUCUACAGUAUAUCAGGGGGACAGCAGACAUUACUCUGGACGAAAUCUGGUACUCAAGGAAACAAAUGGCAACAAGCAAGUCUUAACUACGUCAGUAAAACUGAUUUUAAGAUGAUGAUAGAAGGAACAACAACAGGUGGUUACCGUGGUGAUAUAGCUGUAGAUGAUGUAUAUCUAGAGUCAGUACCCUGUUCACAGUCAAUUGUUAUCACAAAGACAAAGACCUGCACAUUUGAGUCUGGACUUUGUGGUUGGACACAGGACACAACAGAUAACUUUGAUUGGACACUAAAUGGCAACAAGACAACAAGUUCAGGAACAGGUCCAACCACUGACCACACCUUCCAAACUGGACAAGGACAUUAUUUGUAUAUUGAGGCAUCAGCUCCAAGGAAGACGGGAGACAGGGCACGUAUAAUGACACCCAGCUAUCCAGCCACCAAUGGAGAGUGUGUCCAGUUUUACUAUCACAUGUAUGGUACAGGUAUGGGGAAACUCAUCGUUCAUACUAUGUCUAAUGGUCAGAUAACUGGAGACGUCUUAACUAUCUCUGGUAACCAAGGAAACAAGUGGAUUCGUGGAACAGCAACAGUUCAAAGUUCGAUUUCAUAUCAGCUUGUAUUUGAAGGAAUCAGAGGGACUACAUUCUCUAGUGACAUUGCCAUUGAUGAUUUCAAAGUCACUUCUGGGCCAUGUGCAGCCCCAGCAUCAUGUAACUUUGAGAAAGAUCUCUGUGGUUUUACAAAUGUUGUAGGUGAUCAGUUUGACUGGACAAGAGAUAAUGGAGGUACCCCUUCAUCAACAACAGGGCCUCACAAUGAUCAUACUACCAAUUCUGCUGCAG